Molecule: messenger RNA, 2801 nt
Organism: Triticum aestivum (bread wheat)
Lineage: Eukaryota; Viridiplantae; Streptophyta; Magnoliopsida; Poales; Poaceae
Product: disease resistance protein RGA5-like
Exons: 2
Coding region: 641-1507 (288 amino acids)
Biological process (GO): defense response to other organism
Molecular function (GO): ADP binding
Source: RefSeq, a predicted model, not a curated record
CGGGAGAUGGAAUUCUUCGAGGAGAAACUGAGGAGCAUCCAAGAGAUGGUGUCCUCCCUCCACGCCGUGAAGAUGUCGCACAUGGUGGAAGAGGACACGCUGCUGAAGAAGAUGUGGGCGAAGCAAGCGAGGGAGAUCGCCUACGACACGCAAGACUUGGUCGACCUCUUCACGCACGGCGACGGUGAUGGCGACAGCGCCGGGGUUAUGCCCAAAAAGACUGCUGGGCGUGUCAAGAUGCUAAAGAGGUUCAGAAGGCGCCCCAAGAAGCCCAUAUCAGAUCUUGAGAUGGUCAACAAGAUCCAAGAGCUUAAGGUUCGUAUGGCGGAAGUGAUUGAGCGGCACAAGAGGUUCAAGAUCGGCAUGGAGCCCAGCUUCCCCCCAGAACAAGACAUACCCAGUUGGCGCCCAGCUAUGUCCAUAGAUGCUCAUUUGUCGGCACUCUAUGCCGGGGGGGACGGACUUGUUGGUAUCGAUGGCCCCAGGGACGAGCUCACGGCUCUGCUCAUGGUCAUGGAUGACAAGCAACAAUUGAAGGUGGUCUCUGUUCUGGGUCCUGAAGGUAUAGGAAAGACUACACUUACCAAAGAGGUAUUUAACGGAUAUUCAAGGAAAAUUUGAUUGCUCCGCUUUUGUGUCAAUGUCCCAAAACACAAGCAUUCAGGAGAUUCUUCAAGCUCUUGGAUCACAGCUCAGUGCCCAACAAGGUGCCAGCAUAGAGGCAUGCCAAGAGGAGCGACUCACGCAUAAGCUCAUACAAGUACUCAAGGCCAAGAGGUACUUUGUCGUGCUCGACGGUGUGUGGAGCACACGUGCAUGGAGAUUGAUCAGAUGUGCCUUGCCUGGAAAUAAUCUUGGCAGUCGAAUAUUGAUGACGACAUGCAUCGAUGACAUAGCUAUGUCAUGUUGCUCAACUGCUGCAGACUCGAUAUAUCGAAUGAAAUAUCUUCCGGAAGUAGAAGGAACAAGAUUAUUCAUGGAGAGAACAUUUGGCCUUGAAAAGCAGUGGCCUUAUUCCUUAGAAGAAAUUGGUACUGAAAUGCUGACAAAAUGUGGUGGGUGGCCCAUCUUAAUCCUCACCAUAGCUAGUUUGCUGGCCAGCAAGUCAAGUUCAGAAGAGCAAUGGAAAGUGAUACAAGGUUUUAUUGAUUUAGCACUUGAGGGUCACCUCAAAAAGAAAGGUUUAGCACCUGAGGAGAGCCAGGCCCACAGUUGCGACAGUUUUCAAGGAGUGAAAAAUAUAUUGUACAUCUAUUAUAAUGACCUUCCCCAGCAGUUGAAGACAUGCUUACUGUAUCUAUGCUUGUAUCCGGAAGGCUAUAUCAUCAGCAGAAACAAAUUAGUAAGAAGAUGGAUAGGUGAAGGCUUCAUCGGCAUGAGAAGUGAACAUGGCAACUUGGAAGAAGUAGGGCAGCGCUAUUUCAAUGAACUUAUUAACAGGGGAUGGUCCAACCUGUGGGAAUCCAGUAUGAUGGUCGAGCUGAAGCCUGUCAAGUCCAUAAUUUGAUACUUAGUCUAAUUGAAUCCAUAUCUGCUGAAGAAAACUUUGGUAUGUUGGUUGAUGGACAGGCUCAAGAAUUCCGCACAACAGACAAGGUCCGACGGUUAUCUCUCAACUACCAUGGUCAAAAACAUUUUCCAAUUCCAUCAACCAUAUCUGCUUCUCCCAUCCGCUCACUCACAGUUUUUGGGUCUGCUCAAAGUGCACCGAUCCUUUCAAAUAAUCGAGCGUUACGGGUGUUAGAUUUGGAUGUUCAGGGAGAUCCAUGUAAAAACUAUCUUGGAACUAUAGGGAGCCUUUUUCAGUUGAAGUAUUUGGGACUCCAAAUGAGUGGAGUUGUUGAGCUUCCUGAACAGAUAGGGGAACUGCAGUUUCUUGAGACUCUUGAUCUUACCAAGACUUCCAUCAGAAGGCUGCCAACAAGCAUUCUUGGCUUAUGGCGUUUGGUAUAUUUACUUGUCUGUAAUGUGGAAUUGCCAGAUGGAGUUGGCGACAUGCAGUCUCUGGAGGAGCUUUCAGGGAUUCAAGUUAACACCACCAACUCAACAAAUUCACUGUUGGGUGUGGGACAGUUGACUAAACUGAGGAUUGUCCAACUAAUAUGGUCCAUUUCCGAUGUGUGCGGUGAUAUUAAAGGAUAUGAGGAUAAUCUACUCUUGUCGCUGAAGGAACUAUCCAAGCUCCAAUCUCUAAGCAUCGAAAGCAAAUAUGGUUCUUCUCUCAGUUUCUUGGAUUCUUGGUCACCUCAUCCUCAGUCUCUUCAGAAACUCUAUUUGAGCGGAGGAUAUUAUUUCCCCAGAAUUCCAGAGAGGAUAAUCUCGCUUGUCAACCUUGAUUUCCUCGACAUCAGGGUUUAUCAAGUGGAAGAGGAAAUGAUGAAUGUUUUGGGAUCCCUGCCAGCUCUGUUAGUUCUCAGCAUAUCAUCGCAGGUUGCAGCCGCAGAACAAAGGAUAGUGGUUCAGCCCGGGUUGUUCCACUGUCUGACGAAAUUUACACUCACUUGCUUGAAUAGUUGGACAGGGUUGGUAACCGAACCAGAGGCUCUGCCGAAGCUAGCAAGGCUUGGGCUUCUGUGCUACGUGCAGGGACAGAGAGAUCCUGUGUUUGGUGAUUAUGGCAUCAAGUAUCUCAGUUCUCUCAAAAAUCUCCAUGUUGAGAUCACCUUGGGGGACGCAGGGAUUUGGGAGGUUGCCACAAGAUCCUCUAACAUUCCGCCGCCACAAGUUCAAAUAUCGGACGGACAUAAUAUGGUGGAGGAAGAGGAAAUCAUCGAAGCGGUGGAGUCCUUGUCUACACACAU